Molecule: messenger RNA, 695 nt
Organism: Piliocolobus tephrosceles (Ugandan red Colobus)
Lineage: Eukaryota; Metazoa; Chordata; Mammalia; Primates; Cercopithecidae
Gene: MRPL36
Product: mitochondrial ribosomal protein L36
Exons: 2
Coding region: 146-457 (103 amino acids)
Biological process (GO): translation
Cellular component (GO): ribosome; mitochondrial large ribosomal subunit
Molecular function (GO): structural constituent of ribosome
Source: RefSeq, a predicted model, not a curated record
UGCGUCUCUGCGCCCCGCACUGGAUGUGGGCACGCCACGUGACCCCACUGCCGCCAUCUUUCUUCCUGGCAGCGGCGUCGGCGCGCCAGUGCGCGGAUGCGGGGACCGGCGCUUGGUGAGAGCGUGCGGCCAGAUUCGCCACAACAUGGCAAAUCUUUUUAUAAGGAAGAUGGUGAACCCUCUGUUAUAUCUCAGUCGUUACACAGUGAAGCCUCGAGCCCUCUCCACAUUUCUGAUGGGAUCCCUUGGAGGUGCAGCCCCCGUGGCUGUGAAACCCGGGGCAGAAGUGUGCUCACUUCUCUCACCCGGCCUCCUGCCCCACCUGCUGCCCGCACUGGGUUUCAAAACCAAGGCUGUUCUUAAGAAGCGCUGCAAGGACUGUUACCUGGUAAAGAGGCGGGGCCGGUGGUACAUCUAUUGUAAAACCAACCCGAGGCACAAGCAGAGACAGAUGUAGACCCUUUCCCUCCAGAGUCACGCACAUACUCAUCAUUGCGUCACUUGGGAGAACGUUUGUAUUUCAUGGAAGGAAUUAUCACAUCAAGGAGUCAGGGGAGAGUGACUGGAAGCCAACGUCCUAAAAGUUACCCAUCACUUUUCAGUGUAAAUGAGUAACUAUGGAAGACAUAGCAUCAUCUUAUUUCUAAAACGUUCCAAUUAAAAACAUUUUCCUAUUAAAAUAGACUGUCUGAAUA